Messenger RNA from Apus apus (common swift), 6312 nucleotides. RefSeq names its product transmembrane protein 178B (gene TMEM178B). The coding region runs from base 823 to 1707 and encodes 294 amino acids. The record is from RefSeq and is a predicted model, not a curated record. Gene Ontology annotation, cellular component: membrane. NCBI's taxonomy places the organism in Eukaryota, Metazoa, Chordata, Aves, Apodiformes, Apodidae. The transcript has 4 exons.
GGCAAGGCUGGCAGAGAGAAGCCGAGGUGUUUCCGGAGCCAAGAUGUCAGUGACUGUCAGCGAAGUCUGCUAAGGGAGAGCCCUGUGCAUGCCUGCGUUUCCACAUCCAGCCGGGGAGGUGUUUUAGCCACGACUGAAAUCGGCAGCAGCGGCGGCAGCAACAACAACAGAUUGCUCCCCGCUCUUGCUCCCUCCCCUUCGACCCCGCUUUAAACCCAAGUCCAGACGAUGAUGCUCAUGCUGAGCCACUGACAAAGAAAAGGCAAGUCACCCCUUCCUGAAACCGGGAUAACCGGCUGCGUGCAAGCAGGAGGGCUCUGGGUGUUGAACUUUUCUGUCCUGUGAUGAUGCUGUGGUGAGACUGCUGAUUUGAAAGCCAUCUCUUCUGGAUUUCCGAGCCGGCCAGAUUGAAAGAGAUUAACGGACUGAUGAAACAGCCAUAGCUUUCAGGUCUCUUCAGGAGGGGAUAUACCCCUUCAGCCACUGUUGCUUGGGUGCUCGUGGUGAGGGGAACAGGACGUCUUCGUGUAGGUUGGUUGCUGGCUCACUCCUGUUGGAGGUGGAAGGCUGUGUUUCUCCUCUCUAGGUCUCCUCCACAGAGGAAAAGAGACAGAUGAUUCUCCAGGACUGUCUCCAGGGCAGAACUUUGUAGUGCUCUCAGCAUCCCUCCGCAGCGUGGAUGUGAGCCACGGGAGUUGGGGAUGUUUGAGGCAGACUCUGCCAAGUGACACCUUGCAGUGGCUCCGGAGGUUUUGUGUGGUCUCACGCUCAAGGGCUUUGCCUGUUGUGAAGAUGUCCAUGGUGUUUCUGUGAAGCUGAGGUAUGGCUGCUGGAAGGUUACUGCUGUAUGCUGGCCUCUCUUUAGCUCUGUGUGCCCUCGGCAUGCUGGCUGUGGCAAUCUGCUCUGACCAUUGGUAUGAAACUGAUGCCAGGAAGCACAGAGAGAGGUGCAAGAGCAUCACCACUAAGAGAAAUGAUCCUGGCUUCAUUUAUAACUCCAACAACAACCUGCCUCUCAGGGCCAGCAGGUCUAGGUUGGACCGCUGGGAAGGGAAACUCCUCUUGGCAAGAAACAGGAGGCAGAUCUUUGCUAUGAGUGCAGUCGACGAGUGCAACAGACAGUACAACUCGACCAACAUGGGGCUCUGGAGGAAAUGCCACCGACAAGGAUUUGACCAAGAGCUGGAGGAGCUGAUUGCCAAAGGAGCAAUUGAGCGGUGCACGUACAUCAAGUACCACUACUCCUCAGCGACCAUUCCCAAGAACCUCACCUACAACAUCACCAAGACAAUCCGCCAGGAUGAGUGGCACGCCUUGCAUCUGCGCAGGAUGACAGCUGGCUUCAUGGGCAUGGCUGUGGCCAUCAUCCUCUUUGGAUGGAUUAUCGGGGUGCUGGGGUGCUGUUGGGAUCGAGGCCUUAUGCAGUAUGUGGCAGGGCUUCUCUUCCUCAUGGGAGGAACCUUCUGCAUCAUUUCACUGUGCACGUGCGUGGCUGGAAUCAACUUUGAGCUCUCCCGCUACCCCCGCUACCUGUACGGACUUCCUGACGACAUCAGCCACGGCUAUGGCUGGUCCAUGUUCUGUGCGUGGGGGGGCCUGGGCCUCACUCUUAUCUCUGGCUUCUUCUGCACUCUGGCCCCUUCUGUCCAACCUGUCCCCAGGACCAACUGCCCCAAAUCUAGACCUGAGAACGGGACAGUGUGCUAAAACAAAUAGCAAACAAAUAUACACACACACAAAUAUAUAUAUAUAUAUAUGUCUAUGUAUACCUACACAUGCAUAUAUAUGUAUAUAUAAUUAUAUAUAUAUAUAAUCUCCAAUUAAUGCCAGUGCCAAGGUAGAGCUGAGUCCAACACGGCACUCACAUCUUCACCGGACUCCGUGUUGCUUCGUUCUUUCUCACAGCGAUGGGAAAGCUUUUCUCUCACAUGGCUCUUCCAUCCAACUCUUACCUUCAGCAUCAUACCUUAGAGGCUGGAUGAACAUACAGUUGCACCUACCUACUGCCAUUUUUGGGAAGGGGAACAGGGGGUCUAUGUGGGGCAUCUGGAAUCAGAAUCUGUACAGGACAUGGAGGGAGGGGUGGGAGGGAGGGACAAAAAGCCUGCCCAUUGCAGUCGGAAGGGAAAAUGCAAGCAGCAAGCAAAGAAACAAAUCAAGCAUUUGAGCCACCUCUACAAUGUACCUCCUCAAGGCCAUUCUCAGAAAACCACCCACUUUUGUUUUAUUUCUUAAAACAAAAUGACAGAAGCCUUCCCUGUCAUUGGUUUGGGGUUGGUCUGGUUUUAUUUGUUUUUUGCUUAAAAGAGAAAACAAAAUGGACAGAACGUGUGGGGAAAAGCAGAAAAGCAUUUUCUCUUUGCCUGCCAAACUUUAGAAAGAAGCAAACAAGUUAAAAUAAUAAUAAUAAACAAAUCUAACAAAAUAAAAACAGAAAACAACAAAAAAACCUCCAUGAGGAGAUCUCAGCGGACUUUCCAACAAUGAGGUUUUAAUCUUCCAGCUGCCUUACAUCCAGGCUUACAACUGAGGCUGAACUGCUAACAUAAAUGCAGCAGAAGGCCUUUUGAAAAUGCUGUGAUACAUGUGUGUAUAAUUUUUUCUUCCUUCUUCUUUUAUUUAUUUUUUUUAACAAAAAGAAAAAAUUUAAAACAUCGCAAUGUGAUUGUCCACUAAACCAUCCAUGCUGUGUUUGUGGCCCAAAACUGAGGCACUGCAACUGCAGAAGCGUGAGGAAAGCUGUCAAGUCCGAGUGUCUCCUCAGGUGGAUUUCAGAAUAUUGGGGUUUUUUUGUGGAGCAUCUGAGCAUUCAGGAUGGUGGAUCCAAGGGAAGACCAACCAGGGAGAAGGGAGGUGGGGGGAGCCCUGGCAGUUGUUCUUCCCAGCUACUUACUGGCAUGGGAUUUCAUCGAGUUUCUGUUUUGGAUGUUUAAGACAACUGGGCAAAAGCCAUCGCCAAGGAGAAAAGGGGAGCUAUUUUUUGUAAGGGAGAAGUAAAAGACGCCUCUUGUUGUGUUCAUGUAUGCCAAAUGAGACCUUCUCACAUCUUGUCUUUGGAAACUGUCCGUGUUCACUGGACAUCUCCACUCUCCAUCUGGGAGAACUGUGUACAGAUGGAAGCGAAAGGGUCAGAUGCAGAAAAUGGAGAUCCAUUUCCCAUGAGCUCAAGUGUUGUAUGAUAUAAUUGUGAAUCUGCAAAUGGGACUCUCUCUUUUUUGGUCUUUCUCUUUUUCCUGGUACUCCUCUUCCCAUAUUCUCCUUUUUCCUUCACUCUGCUCUUCCCAUCAUUAAAGUCAUAAAUCCCAGAAGAGCUAAUUGAACAGCCAAGUCUGGAGGGGCAGGUGAAUGCCAUUAGGGGACACAAAGCAUUUUGGUUGUGAGGACAGAGAGUCCUUGUAGGACACCAGUGGCUGAGAGGAGGAGGGGGAGGAAGGGCUAAGGGUGUAACCAAAGGGAGUCUGCAGAGAUGAUGACUGAGUGGCCAUAUGCAGUAGUGAAGAUACCACUGACAAAUGUACAAGCAAAGGGAAACAGGACAAAGAAAAAAGGCUUCCCCAAAACCAACCCAACCCAACAUGCUCUUAAUUCAGGGAUAGUACCAGCAAUUGUAGAAUCAUAGAAUUCUUUCUUACAUGAUAGCUGCAUGCCAUAAGUCAUUAGUCAGUAAAAACCAUUAGUCAAUAAAAAUCAUCCUCCACAUCUACAAAAACCCACAGGAGAAGGAAGUAACCUGUUGAGACUGUGCAUGCUGCACAGAAAUGAAGGCAUUAAUUUCCAGGUCAUGCCAUUUAAACCACUGGCAAGGAACAGUAUUUUGCUCAGUUAAAAAAAUCCAACCAACAAGUAAUUAUUAUACAAUACAGUUGCAUAGCCAGCCAUUGCCCUUCCAGCUCUGCUUGCCCUCCUCCUUACACCUUGUGUGAUGAUGUUGCUUUAUUAACAUUGCCCAAAGAAAUGAAGUUUCUGGAGUGCAUUUUGGAGUAGGGUAGAUUUGGGUUUCUUACUUUCUUGCUCAGCUACCUAGCUUUUACUUUCUCUGGUCUACAAAUUCCCCAAACAUGCCAAUGCCAGCUGCCAAGCCAGUGUGUUGCUACUGAAGUGUCAUCCCUGGCAGGUGAAGUUUUGUCAUUUCAUUCUCUAUUAAAUGUGACCAGAGAAAGCAUUUAUUUAUUCAUGUUGAAAAUGCAAACCUUUUGAAGAAACUUUCUUUUUAAGUAGAUUAGUUUCUUUUUUUUUUUCUGGUAAGGUUUUUAUAUGGAGUGGUUUUGAAAAGCUUUGAAACUGUUUGACUGUGCAAGUGCCUACUAGCUAAGGAGGCUGAUGAAUUGCCAUUGGACAGAAGAGGGAAAUUAAAAAUCAAAACAGCUCAUGAAAAGCUAAAUGAAAACUGAAAACAGAAAAGCUACAACUGGAAACCAAAAGAGAUCUUUAAGGAAUUUUGUGACAUUUUUCAAAAUAGGAGAAAUUCUGAGGAAAAAACCAACUUCUCAUUAAGAUAGUCAUGCUUUAGAAAAAUUGUACGUUUCAUUAAAACAGCUUUGAAGGCAAACUUGCUUCCUCCUCUGCAUUGCUGAGUGCGACAGAGAAGGUGUUUUGCGUGAAUACAGAUACCUGCAGUGACCAGGUAAACUAAAAGGCACAGAGGUAUCUCCCUGGAGUCCACCAUUAGGCCCUGUGGCAUGGAAAGCAGUGCGACAGCCCCGGUGAUGAUGUACAGUCUUGUGUGGUCUGUGACUGCUCAUGGUGUGCAUUCCUUUACAGAGAGGGUUUUGAAAGAGGUCUAGCAGUAAGAUUUAAAGAAAUGGAAACAUUUUUGCUGUUUCAUGGAAUCUCAAAGCUUUCUCUUCUUUCUGCUGAUGGCAUGAAAAUACCUUUGCCUUGAAGUUAGUUUACAAGUUGUAUAUGAGCCUGUAUCUCUGUUUGUGGUAAUGGUGGAAGAGGGUUACGACUCUUUUUAUUUACAACAGAGAAGUGUUAACCCUGGAUCUUGAGUCUAGUUUUGUGAUUCUCCACUUACUAUAGCACAGGGUUUCUAAAGCCUGCGUGGCUAUGAAGCAUCUUGAAAACUAUGAGAGUAUGUGUCUGAAGCAGCAGAUGUUCUUAUAACCUUCUCUCAAACUAGAUCCCCAAAGGGACUGUUUGUCCAAACACCAGUCUUCUUGGUUUUGCCUCAAAUAAGGACAAAACUCCCUUGGGUAUUGUGAAUUUCCCUCAGUGCUACUUGCAAAACAGGGAGGAGCCCCACAUGCUGUGAUAACAUUGAAAGGGUCUAACAGCCCCACCAUGAUUUCUGUAAGCUCAGACUUGUAUUUCGAUUAGAGUUGGCUUGAAAUACAGCCAGCAAUGGUUAGUAACUCCCAUCUAGCUUUAGCCAAAGCACUCUCCCAUCUAGCCUGAGUUUCUUCAUUUUGUAGAGGCUUUGAAAUCUCUUUCUGAACAGAGAUUCAAGCCUCUUGACUAGUGUCUAGUUUUCUAGUUUCAAGAGCAGUUAAUUAAAAAUCUGUUAUCUGUGAUCCCAGCAUUAUGGGGCUUGACCCUGUCCCUCAGAUCUGCUCUGGCAAGGGGUUGAAACAUGAGCUUUACUUCAAGCAUGUGACUAAUGCCCUUAACUUUAGUAGACUAUUCAUAUGCUCAAAGUUAAGAAUAUGCUUUCCUGGAUGAUGUUCAGCUUCCUGCAGAGACCAGCCCCCACUCUUCUUUUCCUAUUCCACUCUUGCAAUUAAUGUGACACAUGCUCUUACCCUACUCUGAUGUACCACCAGGUGUUUGGUCCCCCUUUCCAUCAGGAAGUAAUUCAGGGUCUGUAGCUGGCAGACCCUCUUCUGCACAUGUCCUUUCAUGUUGCUCCACAGAGACAAUAUGUCUCUGUGCUCCAGAGACCACAGAGGAACUUGAAUGCAGUGAAGGCAGACAUCAUGAAAUGCCAGCCUUAGGGAUGUGGGAUGAAUUGGCUCAGCCCACUGUGACCUGCAAGCUGAGCUUUUGUGGAUAGUGACUCUCAGUUAUUGUACAGUGUAGUUGUCCUGUGACCACAGCAAGUUAGCUACAGGGGAUUCUGCUGUCCAUCCCGGCUUGGGACACUGUAUCCAUGAGGGGGCUACUACAUGGCUGGAGUCCAUGUGCUCUGUACCUUAUGUACUUCAUAGGACACCUUCUUCAAGCUAAAGCUGUUUGUGUGCUAAAUCCCUGACUUUAUCGACCACCUGUAUAUAUCAUCUCUCCCUUCUCUCCCUCUGCAAACACAUGACUGAUCUUCCCUGAACUAAAUAGUACAGUCUCUCUGGUUAUGUUUCUAGUUGGGCUUAUUUUUUC